Messenger RNA from Gilbertella persicaria, 2892 nucleotides. RefSeq lists its product as uncharacterized. The record is from RefSeq and is a predicted model, not a curated record. Gene Ontology annotation, molecular function: protein binding. Lineage: Eukaryota; Fungi; Mucoromycota; Mucoromycetes; Mucorales; Choanephoraceae. The transcript has 7 exons. The coding region runs from base 105 to 2882 and encodes 925 amino acids.
UAGUAUACACUUUGAGCUUUGGCUUCAAAUAAAUAACACAUGCUUACUUGAGAUCUUUUUCUUUGCUCUCUCUCUUUUUUUUUCUCUCUCAAGCCAUAUCUGACAUGAAACUUUUUUCUGUUCUACUCAUUCUAUUUUGUCUAAAAGGUCAUGUAUUAGCAUUCUAUGGUGAUCUUCAGAAAAGUAUAAUAGUUCCUCCCAUUAAUUAUGCAGCAAGUGCAGCCAUUGGCAAUCUCAUUUACAUUUUUGGUGGAAGGAUUGUCGAUGAUACUGGUAAUCCCGAUGCUUAUAAUGUAAAUAUUACAACCCUAAGCUUCUCUUCUAAUGGUGAAUUGCAAGUCAAUAUAAUUUCACCGAGAAGACAAGUGACAUGCGAUAGUUGCAAGGGCUAUGCAUUACCUGGAGAUCAAACACUAGUUGCAAUUAACGCAGACUAUCCAGAGUAUAAUACUACUAGAAAUCGCACCAUAUAUCCUUCAGGAUUGGCAUUGUUUAGUAUUGCAAAUAAUUCUUGGUCUUUGCCACAAAGUAGUCAAAAUGUUAUAAGAACUCUCCCUGCCACUCGGUUUGGCUUUGCUACGGCUAUAUCUCCUAACAAAGACGCCAUUUACAUGCUCGGUGGCGAUGAGCUUAUACUGGACAAUUAUAUACAGGCGACGUCUAUUUUUAGGUUUGAUCUGAGGAACAUGUCUAUAGUAACAAACAUGACAGCAAUCAACCAUAACUCGAGGCUUGGAAUAAUAGGAUCUUGUGCAGAUAUGCUAUCAAAUGGCAUUGUGGUCAUUGCAUUUGGGUAUGACAAGAGUGUUAACCAAAGCUACCCCACUGAUCAAGUGAUUCUAUACGAUACAAAUUUGAAUCAGAUUCGCAUGCAAAAUAUAACUGGUACGCCACCUCCUGAAAGAGUAUUUGCCUCUAGUGUCUUGGGUCCAGAUGGCUCUACUAUUUAUUAUUAUGGGGGGAUUGACUAUAGAGCUUUUGGAAAUCAAUAUGCGGGUCAGCCUCCCAAUGGGCUAAUGGCUCUUGACACAACAACAUGGACUUGGUUUAAUGUUCCUACUGUAGGACCUAUUCCUUUGCCUUUUGCAUAUGGUACAAUGGUAUUGUUAAACUCUUCUGAAAUUGUGAUUGCUACAGGUAGCGCGGGUAUCUCUUAUGCUGAAACCAUUGGUGUCUUGAUCAGCCUACCUCAACCAGGAGAAUCCAUACAGUCAAGAGUUUUGAGAUGGUUUACGAAUAAUCCAGAGUAUGACAGUAUAGGUAUUACCUACGGCCAUCAUGAAAUGAGUACCGCUGCUAUUGUUGGUAUUACUGUUGCUGCUGCCAUGACUAUAAUACUUCUUUUUACUUUGCUUUGGAAAUAUGUGCCACCGAUCAAAAGAGCUACUAGAUUUAUCCACUAUGAAAUCAUAUGGAAGCCAAGAUCCGGGGAGCCACUAUGGGCGGAAACAGCAAGAUUGCUUGUACGGUUCAUUUUGUUUUUUUUAUUUUUAGCAUUUGUCGUCUAUGUCAUCUACAAGUCUAUAAAUAGUCCUUUAGUCAUCCAGCACACAAACUUAGUGACGGAUGCUGUUCUUGCUCCAGAUGUUCGGUUUUGUUUUGACGGCUUUGAUACGACUGAUCCAAAUAUGGGUGUCAUUUGUCGAUUUAGAAAUGGCACAGAAUGUUCUCAGUAUAUUCAGCCACUUAACAUGAGUCUGCAUACACCUAUUUAUACUGACUAUUUUGGGAGUGUUGCCUGCUUCUUAUUUCUGCCGGGUCCUUCCUUCUAUAUCAUUGACGACAAGUUUGGAUACUUGGAUUCAACAGGUACAAAGAUCACUUUUUCCUUUAUGGCUCAGCCAACAGAAAAUAUCACAAUGGGUGUCAUUUAUGUUGAUAUGUUUGCGCCUGGUUAUGACCCAAAUACAUAUGCCUAUAAUCUUAUCAAUGACACAAUUGUCAACCAUUUAGAACCAUCGGAACUAAGAAAAUGGAUGGCAGCAGAACAAUCGUUUGAUCUAGUAGAAAAUUCAUUCAUUAUUAAACAAAGCAUUACUUCCACUGCAUCAUACACAAUCACUCAGACAAAAAUGUUGCGUCCUUACGAUGGUUGGAACUAUAUUGGGUUCUCUCCUACUUAUGAUGAAACACUGACGAUUAGUAGUCGAUACAAAGAUGCGCCUCAAAACCCUAACAAUAUUAUUCCAGGCAUGCCAGUAGCCCAACUCACAAUCCAACCAAGCUCGUUCACAAUCAAUAUCGAUACAGAACAGAAAGUGUUUACUUUACUGAAUGCUUUUGCUCAAGCUGGUGGUGUACUUGGACUUUUCAUUGCAUUACAAACAAUUCUUUUUGGAUUCCGUCCUCAGUCUCCAUGGGGCAUAGUUCAUCGUUGGUCGUUUGGAAGACUCAGGACAAAGUUGACUGACAAGCUAGCAAAUUACUUUGAUCGUAUGGGAACACCUGUACCACUUGUCAAUCCUGUAAACAAGUUUACUCUGAAUGCCUUUGGACGCACCGACUUUAAUCCGUACAAUAAAGACAUAGCAUUAGAAGAACAAGCUGAUGAAACCACAAGUUAUGAAAACCGAGUUCAGCAAGUAGAAGAACGAUUGCAGCUUAUGGAACUUCUAUUAAAGUCUUAUUAUCUCAAUGAUGAAGUAUUUAGAUCACUUGAUCAAGCCGUGAAACGUAGUCAUGAAGAACGAAGACGAAGUCAUCUGGGUAGAAUAAAAUCUGACAACAGCGCUGCAAAUCAGGAUCUGCACGCAGGAAUCAAAAGACGACCAUCAAGCACACUUCUUGAACGCAAAUCAAGCUAUCAGCCACAGAUCAGCGAGUCUAUUCCACAACACAACUCGUAUGAUGAUGACGAGCAUGAUUUUAUUUUAAGAAAAUAAUAAAUUUAAG